This is a messenger RNA of Kogia breviceps (pygmy sperm whale), 2345 nucleotides long. NCBI's taxonomy places the organism in Eukaryota, Metazoa, Chordata, Mammalia, Artiodactyla, Physeteridae. The record is from RefSeq and is a predicted model, not a curated record.
AUGAGGGCGGGCGACGGGCGCGUUCCGAGACCCCGGAAGUUCCUCUCAGCGGCCCGCACGCUGGUGCGAACUUGUCCCGCGCGGCCUCAGGUGUCGCGUCCCCGUCCGUCUUACCUUCCCAGGUCGGAGGGUCGCCCGGAGGACUUUUCAGAGAACCCGGAAAGAGGCGGAGAUGGAGAAAGGGUCUGCAAGCUUUGGGCUGAUGUUGUGUGGCCAGGAGCAGAUUCUGCUCAUAGCCCAGGAUCCUGGCGGCCAGGUGUGGCGUCCCAUAGAAAGCCAGGCGGUAAAACGCUGAAGGCAACAAACGGCACUUCCGCCCUGCUCCUCCACGUGACCUACAGCUGGCCCUUCUCUCAGAAACAAGCCUUCAAAGUUGUCAAUCAGGGCCUGAAAGAGGUCCGUCCAAUCAGGGCGCGAGGGAUCGAGCCUCAUCCAAUCAGAGCCGGGGGCGGGCGCGUCCCCUCUUGCGGGGACGUAGCUCUUCGCCUCCUGGGUGUCCAGCGCGCCUCAUGGGGUCCAGGUGUCCCAUCGCUGUUCCUCUUACCUGCGCGGGCGGUCGGGCCUCAGGGCCGCGGAGAGGACGUCGUGAGAGCCGAGAGCGGGGCUGAGAUGGACUCAGUGGUCUUUGAGGACGUGGCUGUGAACUUCACGGCGGAGGAGUGGGCUUUUCUGGACCCGGCUCAGAGGAAGCUCUACAGAGACGUGAUGCUGGAGACCUUCAGGAACCUGGCCUCUGUGGGUUCUUGCCCUCAAGUUAAAACCAGUAGAUCAAGUGCUCAUUGGGAUAUUUUGGAGACUGGACUAUGCAGUGAAGAGAAAAGAGUAAGAUUCACAAGAAAUGAUUCCUGCUCGUUUUUGGGAGAAACCUGGGCAUUUCAUAACAUGAGAGAUCAGCGUGUAACCCAGGAAAGGCAUUUGAGAAAUCAUUUGGUGGAGAGUCUCUGUGAAGGUAAAGAAGGCCAUCAAUGUCUAGAAACCCAGAACCAGCUUACACAUCUUACUGUGCAUAAGGGUUAUCUGACUGCAAUUCAGCCCUGUAAAUGCACUAAGUGUGGAAAAGCCUUCAGGGAUUGUUCUUUCCAGAGAAAUCAGCAAAGAUCUCACACCGGACACAAACCUCAUCCAUGUGAAGAAUGUGGGCAAACCUGCAGCUGUGUCUCAUGCCCAAAUCCUCCUGGUGGAACAGACACUGUAGAGAAAACCAAUAAACGUCAGGAUGAUGGGAGAGCAUCUAAGAGAUAUGUAAAAAGUCACAGUAGCAAACAGUCUUUAAAGUGUAAGAAAUCUAAAAAAUCAUUCACUUGCCCAUCAUCUGUCCAGCGACAUGUGAGAGGGCAUUAUGGACACAAAAUCCACGUGUGUGAAGUAUGUGGGAAAUCCUUCAGUUAUUAUUCCCAGAUUGCACGGCAUGUGAGAACUCACACUGGAGAGAAACCCUAUGAAUGUAAAGAAUGUGGGAAAGCUUUCACUCGCAUCUCACACUUCCGAGAACAUGUGAGAAUGCACACUGGAGAGAAACCCUAUGAAUGUAAGCAGUGUGGCAAAGCUUUCAGUUGGUGCACUUACCUUCGAGAACACAUGAGAACACACAGUGGAGAAAAACCCUAUGAAUGAGACAAAGAUGCAUGGCAACCUGGUGAGCCUGAGUUCCAACACCGUUUUCUGACUUCUGGCUCUGCCCAUGUGGAACAGCCCCCCACCAGACAUGUGUUUGACGUUAGUUCCCUGUUGGGCAGCAGAUUCCACACUUGUCCACAAGUUCCCUCAUUAUGGAUCUUCUUUGGUUUUCGAGUGUGCACAGUUCCUUGCAUGUUCCUAUGGCUCUUUGGUGUCCAUCAGCCUACUUCUUCAGGCUUCAGAAGAUCACCUAGUGAUUUACUCAUAUCCUGUGAUCCCCCCACUUCAUGUCUAAUGAUUCUCAUGUGAUCUCUGUAAGAAGCAUCUUGUUCCUUUAGUAGAGAGACUGUUUCCUUCCCACCCAAAUGCCGGAAACUUACUUCCCUGGUUGCAUUGUUGAGGCUGCACUGACCCUACAUUUGUUGUUUCUGGAUACUUCUAUGAUUGCAAUAAGCACUUUUGAAUGUAUUUGGCCUAUUUUGAGCGUUUUCUCUCUCUCUCUCUCUCUCUCUCUCUCUUUUGACUGUGUUGGGUCUUUGUUGCUGCGCAUGGGCUUUCUCUAGUUGAGGCAAGUGGGGGCUACUCUUCGUUGCAGUGUGCAGGUUUCUCAUUGUCAUGGCUUCUCUUAUUGCAGAGCAUGGGCUGUAGAGUGCAGGCUCAGUAGUUGUGGCACUCGGGCUUAGUUGCUCCGCGGCAUGUGGGAUCUUCCCAGACCAGGGAUUGAACCC